This is a messenger RNA of Clupea harengus (Atlantic herring), 876 nucleotides long. It is a transcript of the gene psmb6, whose product is annotated as proteasome 20S subunit beta 6. Lineage: Eukaryota; Metazoa; Chordata; Actinopteri; Clupeiformes; Clupeidae. Gene Ontology annotation, cellular component: proteasome core complex; cytoplasm. Gene Ontology annotation, molecular function: threonine-type endopeptidase activity. The record is from RefSeq and is a predicted model, not a curated record.
UUUGCGUAGCGUAGAAUGGUUGUCGUCCAGAAUAAGCUGCGCAGCGUAAAUAGUGUGUACACCAAGAUGGCGGCGGUAUCAGCAAUGGGUUUCUCUCAGCAUCUUUCUUCUAAUGAUUUCGCUCCAGAUUGGACCUCCCGUGAAGUUAGCACUGGGACCACUAUUAUGGCAGUUGAGUUUGACGGCGGGGUUGUAAUGGGGGCCGACUCAAGGACCACCACUGGGGCAUACAUCGCAAACAGGGUAACAGACAAGCUCACCCCUAUCCACGACCGAAUCUUCUGCUGCCGAUCCGGUUCCGCUGCCGACACUCAGGCCAUUGCUGACGCAGUCACCUACCAGCUGGGAUUCCACAGUAUUGAGCUGGAUGAGCCCCCACUGAUCCAGACAGCAGCCAAUCUGUUUAAGGACAUGUGCUACAGGUACAGAGAAGAGUUGAUGGCUGGGAUCAUUGUGGCUGGCUGGGACAAGAGAAGAGGUGGACAGGUGUACACUGUCCCUGUAGGAGGCAUGCUUACCAGGCAGCCAGUGUCAGUGGGAGGAUCUGGCAGUUCUUACAUCUACGGAUACGUGGACUCCAACUUCAAAACUGGCAUGACCAAGGAGGAGUGUUUACGUUUCACAGCAGGAGCAAUUUCAUUGGCCAUGGAGAGAGAUGGUUCUAGUGGGGGAGUGGUGCGAAUGGCUGUCAUCUCCGAGGAGGGAGUGGAGAGGCAGGUCAUCCUGGGCAACGAGCUGCCAAAGUUCUCCACUGUGUGAUGCACUUGUGGCUUUACAUAUAUACGCAUGCAUGUUCAGUUUCAUUUGUUAUGUCGAUUUGUUAAAAAAGGACUUUCAAUAAAGUUGAGGAAUAUUACGAUUUCCUAUCCAUUAGAA